GUCUCGCGGGCCGACUCCUGGUUGGGGGUGGAGAGGAGUCUGGCAUACAUCUCGACUUCCGCUUGUUCUCAAGCCCAGUAUAUGCCGGGACAAUCAGAUCAUGCCAUGUAAUAUUCGUCACUACAUCGUCAUCCCUAUCACAUGACAAUUACGUAAGGAAAUGGCGUACCACCUUGAUGAAGAAGCUUUGGAACUUCUUAUACGUGAUUCUGCCUCAUCUUGUGGAUAUCCAUUGUUAAAAGAUCAACAGAAGCAGGUUGUUCUUUCCUUUUGUCAAGGGAAGGACAUUUUUGCCUGCCUUCCUACAGGGUUUGGGAAGAGUGCCUGUUUUGUCAUUCUUCCCAAAUUGUUUGAUUUACUGAGGAAGGAAAGUCCUGGUCACAGCAUUGUAAUAGUAAUCUCUCCAUUAAACAGUUUGAUGAAAGAUCAAGUGAGAAGUUGUCGGGAACGAGGUGUAGCAGCAGCAGCAGUGACACAUGAUGACAAAUCGAGUGAGGAGGAGGCAAUAAAGGGAGGGUUUCAGAUAGUCUACAUCAGUCCAGAGAUGAUAUUGGGUACGAAGAAAUGGCGUUCUGUUCUGGACAGCAAUCUUUAUCAGUCAAGGCUAGUUGGAUUAGUAAUUGAUGAAGCGCACUGUGUAAAAACUUGGGGUGAUGAUUUUCGUCAAAUGUUUAAAGAGUUGGGCCAUUUAAGGGCAUUGAUCCCCACUGGUACCAACAUGAUGGCACUAACAGCGACUGCCACAACAAGAUCUAGACUAGAAAUAUGUCUUCGACUAGGCAUGGAAAAUCCUCAUGUUGUUCAAUUAUCGCCCGACAAACCUAACAUAUUCCUGUCAUGUAAUGAAUUUGACUCAAUCCCAGCAUCAUUUGGAUUGUUAGCCAAACGAUUGAAAGAAGAGAGGACGAAGAUGGGAAGAGUUAUUAUAUUUUGUAAAAAAAUAGCUCUGUGUAGUCAGAUCUAUUCGUAUUUCUUAUAUAUAUUACGUGAAGGUUUUACAGAACCAAGAGGAGUUUCAGUUGCUAGUAUUGAGUCUCGUCUUGUGGACAUGUUUACAUCUGGGACGCAUCCAGAAGUGAAGGAGGUGAUUUUGAAGUCUUUUCAGUCUCAAACAGCUCCCCUUCGUAUUGUCAUAGCUACCAUUGCUUUUGGUAUGGGGAUCGAUUGUCCUGAUGUGCGAGAAAUCAUACAUGUUGGACCACCAAGUGAUGUAGAAGAUUAUGUACAACAAAUAGGGCGUGCUGGUCGUGACAAUCUUCCUUCUUUUGCCACUGUUCUGUAUGGGAGAAACUUAAUGCGAAACACAAGCAAGACUAUGCUAGAGUACUGCAGGCGUAAUGAUCUAUGUAGAAGAAAUUUCUUGUUUUCGGAAUUUGAUUCAUAUUCACCAAGUUAUAACAGAGGGUGUCACUGUUGUGAUGUAUGUUCAAUUAUAUGUUCUUGCUUCAAUUGUUCUUUUAAUUAAUUAUUAUUAUUAUUGUUAUUAUAACUAUUAUUAUUAUCAUUGCUCCUGAUCUAACUGUAACUUUGACCAAACCUGUUCUAUAAUUCUAUUUAUUCUUAGCUAAUACUAUUACUAUUCUAUAAUUCUAUUUUCCUAUAUUUAUCGUUAUUAAACU
This is a messenger RNA of Amphimedon queenslandica, 1619 nucleotides long. RefSeq names its product ATP-dependent DNA helicase Q-like SIM. Gene Ontology annotation, biological process: double-strand break repair via homologous recombination. The coding region runs from base 161 to 1465 and encodes 434 amino acids. The record is from RefSeq and is a predicted model, not a curated record. NCBI's taxonomy places the organism in Eukaryota, Metazoa, Porifera, Demospongiae, Haplosclerida, Niphatidae. Gene Ontology annotation, cellular component: chromosome; cytoplasm; nucleus. Gene Ontology annotation, molecular function: four-way junction helicase activity; ATP binding; 3'-5' DNA helicase activity. The transcript is spliced from 2 exons.